Messenger RNA from Vicia villosa (hairy vetch), 1338 nucleotides. Its product is annotated as WAT1-related protein At5g64700. The record is from RefSeq and is a predicted model, not a curated record. Gene Ontology annotation, cellular component: plasma membrane. Gene Ontology annotation, molecular function: transmembrane transporter activity. The coding region runs from base 82 to 1128 and encodes 348 amino acids. The transcript has 7 exons. Lineage: Eukaryota; Viridiplantae; Streptophyta; Magnoliopsida; Fabales; Fabaceae.
GAGCUAAUCCUAUCAACUUCUUACUACUCACUCCCCACUUGAAGAACUUUGUGUCAUAACUAAAAAAACAAAUUAGCAAAGAUGAGAAGAGACAAUCCUUAUAUGAUUGUGAUAAUCAUACAAGCCAUAUAUGCAGCAAUGUUUCUUCUGUCAAAAGCUGCAUUCGACCACGGCAUGAACAACUUCAUCUUUGUCUUCUACAGACAGUCUGCAGCAACAAUUUUCCUAACACCUUUUGCUCUCUUCUUUGAAUGGAAAACUGCACCGCCUUUACCAUUCAAAACCUUUUGCCAGAUCUUCUUCCUUUCUUUCAUUGGGAUAACUUUGAGCUUAAACAUAUAUGGUAUUGCUUUGAUAAAUACUUCUGCAACUUUGGCUGCUGCUACUACUAACUGUCUUCCAGUUAUUACCUUCUUCUUGGCACUCCUAUUCAGAAUCGAAGUUUUGAGAGUAAAAACAGCUGCUGGGGCAGCUAAGUUGGCUGGUGUUGUGGCAUGUUUGGGUGGAGCAGCAACUCUUGCUUUUUAUAAAGGACCUCAUUUAGAACUUUUAAGUCAUUUUCACUUUUUGGGGAAUUACCAUAAAACCCAACUACAUCAGGGCCAUCUUCUAUCUGGCUCAUCAUGGAUCAAGGGUUGUUUCCUCAUGCUUCUUUCUAAUACCUUUUGGGGAAUGUGGCUUGUUCUACAAACGUUUAUCGUAAAAGGAUAUCCUUCAAAGCUGCUACUCACGACUCUUCAGUGUUUUUUAAGUUCAAUCCAGUCUUUGGUCGUAGCGUUGGCCAUAGAACGAGACAUUGAACAAUGGAAAUUGGGUUGGAAUGUCAGACUCGUCGCUGUGUUAUAUUGUGGAAUUAUGGUGACUGGUGUGACAUAUUACUUACAAACAUGGGUUAUAGAGAAGAGAGGACCAGUGUUUCUAGCCAUGUCAACACCGCUAGCUUUGAUCAUGACUAUGUUCUCCUCAGCAAUUCUCUUGGGAGAGAUAAUAAGUUUGGGAAGCCUUUUAGGUAGCUGUGCUUUGGUUUUAGGACUGUACUGUGUGUUGUGGGGAAAGAGCAGAGAGCAAAUGCCGAAAGCUUCCUUGGACAUGGAGCAAGCUUCGAGUUUGAAUGAACCAAAUAAGUGACUUAUACGGUGGAUAGACCGAUUAUUGAGUCAAUAUCAAUCAUAUCAAUACCUCAUCUGUAAAUGCUUACGACGGUCGUGUUGAAGUUUAUACAAUUUUUAUACACCUGUCGACUAAAACAUAAUCGAUAGUAGAUUUCAAUACAGAUAUAUCUAUCACCAAGGAACAUCUUGGCCCAAAAUAUAAAGUCAAUUGUAUCUUUUGCUAUAA